Messenger RNA from Porites lobata, 7872 nucleotides. NCBI's taxonomy places the organism in Eukaryota, Metazoa, Cnidaria, Anthozoa, Scleractinia, Poritidae. The record is from the annotation of a GenBank genome assembly.
CAGAAAUCAAGAAUGAGAAGGGGAAAUCUUGGAAAGGUCAACACUAACCUGGUUUUUGAAUUGCUUCCGUGAUGUAUGAACUGGUAUUUAUUUUGGGUUUUCUUUCGUUUUCGUGUCUUUCUGGGCAAUCAAAACCAGCAGAGCAAACGCAAUCAUUCCAAGACGGCGACAAAGGUGUAUUUAUCUUCGAUCAACUUUUUCCGCCAAAAGUUAUCAGUGCGUAUUUCGACCUUGUUACUGCUGGUAAAAUAUCUGGGAAAAUUUCUUCUUGGUUUUACACUUACAGUGAUUAUUACCAGAACUUUGGUACACUUAAUUCCUCGACUAACUCUCCAUGGAUUGCUCCUGUGAACCCAGAAUUUUUCACCAGUACAUCUUUGUGGAAUAUAACCCGAACUGUUGUCGAAAAGUUUUCUGGAGGAAAGAAGUAUUUUCCGUAUGAUGUGUGUUUCUCUAUGCAGCGCAGGCUGGAUUUUAUAACUGCUACAAGUAAAGGUAACAUUAAUAUUUAUUUUCGUAUUGUAUUGUGUUUUUAUUUCAAGACGAAUACUGCAGCAAGUCUAGCUAAGAUCAGGUUGUACUGAGUUGUGUUUGACGAGGCUACUCAGAGAUCAAGCUUCGUACAUGUUGACUGGACGUUUUAUUUACAAUUUGCGCUCAAAAGUUAACAGUUUGUUGUUUUACUUGUAAUUUAAGGUUAUUUAUUUCCCUUGGCUUAAGUAGGUGGUAACUGAAAAAAGAAACAGCUGUUGGAUGGGAAAAUACUUUUCAAAAAUAUUGGUUGUCCUGGAGUGCUUAUCGUCGAAUAAAUCUGAUUCCAAUAUCCAGAGAUAUUAGAGGGCUGAUAUUCUUUCUUUUAAUAUCUUCCAUUCAAAUGUCUGAUUUUUGCUGUAGUUUUUAAAACUAAUGAUUGUCCCUUUUGAUUUGAUCCUUCUGUAAAACAGGGCCCAUAGUCUUAUGUUACUUGCUUUAACCCAAAAAGUGAUCAGCAUUGAAUUUCUCCUUAUAAUGUUGAGAUCCAGGGGAUGGGUCUGAAGGGUCCAAAUCCCUCUUUCCCCUUCCCCCUUCCCUAAAUGCAACCUUUGGACAAGAAAAUUAAUAAUAUUUUAUUCUUACAAGAUAUGCACAAAUUUAUUUCUAUCAAUAAAUACUUGAGAAAAAACCUGAGAACCUGAGCAGAUGUGCUUUAGGUGCAUCAAGAAGGGGACUUUCAACUGUGUGCACGAGUUUGGACUCCCUCUAUCAAUAAUUAUGCCUAUAAAUUAUUACUCAUUAUAAUCCAUUUUUCUAGCCAACAACCAAGCUAAUAUGCUGUACAAUAUUUUCAUUUUUUGUUGUAGCUAAGAAAAUAUUGACUCAGGAUUUAAAUUCCUGUUUAUAUAGACCUCUUGUUAAGAACUGGAAAAACAUCAAAAAAUUGAGCAAGAACAGAUAAGAGAUAAAACAAUGAAAGCCUUUUCCUGCCCAGUGUAUGGCUUCAUUUGAUCCUGGAGAAAUUACUCACAUCCACUCCUCUCUUCUCCUCCACAGAGGCUCCUGCUGGGUACCCCCCAAAAAAUAGCAAGAGCGCAGGGAAUAAUGUAAUGGGAAGUGCUUCCUCUCUUACCCCUUCUCAUCGUCUCGUGCGCUUUCUUUUUUCCCUCUCCCUAGCCUCCUGCGACACAAAGAGGCUAAUCUGCCGUGGAGAGAGCAUUAACUGCUAUAAAUUAACAACAUAUUUUUUAUCAUUUACAGAAGCCAACAUCUAUAAGGAUGAUCUUGUUGUCAAGAUAUCUCUAAACAAGGAUUUCAGGAAAAAUGAUUAUGGAGAGACAGUAUUUUACAAAGAUGAUGGUGAAAUCCUUGCUGCGGUUUAUCCAAGAAUGGGACGCAUGAUUGUGUGGAAUGCUUCAAUUCCGUUCAUCUUUAAGCCUCCUGCUAUGACAUACGUUCAAGCCCAGUUUGAUGUUAUAGUGAGAUUAACAAUAUCGAAAGAAAAAGCAGACCAGAAAAUAACAGAAACAAAGGUAUUUAGUGAUUUGCGUAAAAUCUGACUUACCAUGGGUUAAAAUCAACCAUCUUUUGAAGAACUCAACCCUAGUCUAGUAAAAUUACUUUUUUAAAAACAUUUAAUAAGUAUUAAUUUUAAAAGCAACAUCUUUUUCUUUGGAAAACCAGCUCUUCUUAUUAGCUCUUCUUGUUUUCCUCUUAACAGAGGCUGAUACAAAAAGCAGAAAAGCAAGAAAUGCUAGGAUUUGCAAUGUCAGACAAGAAAGAGAUCUCCCCAGAGGAUGUCAGCAAACAUGAAAUUAGGAGAUUUCAUGACAGUAAAGGAAGAGAGAUUGCAGUGUUUGAUGGAUUAGUGGACAAAGCAGAUCUUGAUGCUUUAAGACUCUUUUUGCUACAGUAUAACAGUGUUUACGCAUACCAACCAUACGAUGGUCAUGAUGAGGAACAUGAUAAUGUGUCUUGGAUUGCCAUGAUUAAGGUUUUCGUACUUUAUUUUGACAAAAUCAGGAUUAUUUUUCAUUUGAUGGGCUGUAGAGUAAUAGUAAUUUUCAUGUGGAUGUUCCAUGACUUAUGUAGUGUAUUUUUGGUUUGUUUGUUGUUGAUGUUGUUGUUUUGUUCUGCUCUGUUGUGUUUUUUUAUCGCAGUAGGGUGAAGGAAGGUUAAUCUGCUUUUUUAUCAACCUAUCUUACCUCAUUCCCAGGGUCUUCUUGUUUUCUAACAUGGCGGCAGUGGGAGGGAAGACCCGAUACCACAGGAAGGUGGUAAAUUCAAUGAUAUUAUUUGAAUUUUGAUCCAGCCAUGAAAGCAUGAUAUUUUAGAUGGUCCAACUUUGCUCACUCACUUCCUUGCUAAUUAUGGAGUUUGGACCUGACCUACCACAAUCCCAGUGAAUCAGUUUAUCUGUACAGCCUUCCCACAGCAUUUCAUAAUGGACUAGCCUGAGAAAACAGCAGCACUGGUUUCCCGGCAAAAUGAUGUCUGAAGGAUGAGUCCAGAUAUUCCAUGCUGACGACAUGUCACUACCCAGAUCUGGGUAGUGCUUCUGAUUGGUCAUACCGGAAGAGAAAUUCACUACAACCAAUCAGAAGCACAACCCAGAUCUGGGUAGUGACACACCAUCGGUAUGGCAUUGUUGCUGUCAUUUCUGAAAUGCAUUAAAUGGGAAAAGCAGUGAUAGCAUUGCAAAAUGUUAGUUUGUUUUCUUAGGCUAAUAAUAGACUGGUUCAUGUUCUGUCUACAGGUGAAAGAUUUUAUCAAAAGUCGCCUGUGGAGGCUUGUGAAGCAGUUGGCAACAUAUCUAAGUGGUCUGGAUGAGUGGUAUCCAUAUGACGUAUCAAUGAACAUCAUCAGAAAUUCACACUAUCCUAGGAUUCACGAAGAUUGUAUGCCAAAUGAGGUAGACGUACAUACAUACAUAACCUUUAUUAAUGUGUCUAAUCGUUGUAGUGCCUAUUGGCACUAAUUGGGGACACCUUUAAAACUAAAUUAUAUCAUUAAAAGAAACUAAUUAAAUACUAUAAAACACAUAAAAACGCCCGAAAUUAACACAAUUCAAGCUAAGUACUCUUUUACACUGUGAAACUAGGUUCUAAAUUUACUCUUUAACACUUUGAAGCUAAGUUCUAAAUUUACAAUAUAAAAACUAAAUGCAUAUACGAGCUCAGACGCUAAAAUGAAUAAGUGAUUAUGCGUACGUCCAGUUAACCUAAGGAUAUGCGGCAUUCACUCCCACAUCCUUUGAGAAAUGAUGUUACAUCCUUCUUGCGUAUCAUUGUCCUAAAAGUUGCCAAAGUUCCAAUAUUUCUCUAUGUAUAACUCUCCUUAAAAUGACUUAAGCUUGAAAACCAUUAGUUAAGUCUUAAUGCGCUUUCCAGAAGUCAGAACUGGCUCUUUUUUAGGAGUUUUGCUAAAAAAAAACCACAUCAAUCCAAUGCAUAUUAUUCCAGCAUUGACCAAUCUGGCUGGACAGUGAUUAAAAGUGAAAUUCUCAUUAUGACAGGAAUGGUAUGGCUGGCCUGUUCUGACAAAUGGAAAGCACUCUUAGAUAGCUUAGAGUCAAGCAGGUGUUAAGAGAAACCACAAACUGACCAAACAACAAGCCUGAAAAGCUGUUUAUAACUGAAAGAUCUUCCAAAGUAUUUUCAUUUGCAAGGUCACACCAUAGGUUCUUACACACUCACUGACAGAUAAUUGAAAAGUUAGGACUAUGUCUCCAUAUUAUAUACUUGAAAAAACACCAGCAGUGCUCAAUAAAUUCUUUGACUUACCAGUGCAGCAUGUAUUCAAGGGUGGUGCUUAUUUAAAGUAGAAUCUAAAGUUAUAGAAAGUGCUAUAUCGUUUUUAUAGGGUUGUCUCUUUAGGGGCUGUAAUAGCAUACACGGAAGGUAGUUUAACUUGUGUUUGCAAUCAUUUAUAAUUAUAAUAAUAUUGUUAUUAUCAUUAUCAUCAUCAUCAUCAUCAUCAUCCUUAUCCUUAUCGUUAUCAUUAUCAUCAUUAUUAUCGUUAUCAUCAUUAUAAAUUUAAAAAAAAAAACUUGAGCUUGCUAUCAAUUGAAAACCAGUAAUUUGUCAGCGGAUAACUUCAAAAAAGGACUCGAACUCGAUGGGUCGACACCUGAGCCUGCGAUACGGUCAGGUGAUACUGGUCAGCGGAUACUUGUUUUGAAAGCUGUCAAUUGAUCACAACAUUGAUGUGCAAUCAGUUUCCUCCUAGGCUUCCAAAGUAGUUAGAAAGUGUGAAAGUAGACAUUGGUUUUCCUGUGGUGCGGACGGACGGUCGGGCGGGCGGUCGGGCGGUCGGUGUACGGUCACGUGAUUACCAAAUUUUCUGGGAUGGGUAGAUUUACUAAGCUAUAGGGCUCCGCCCACGCGCGCUUUGCACGCACAUGGAGCUCCGCUAUCAUUACCGUUAUUGUUAUUGCUAUUAUGCUAACAGUAAUUAUUAACCUUUCAGCAUGAAUACACAUUUUUGAUGUACCUUACACCAGACUGGGAGGCAAACAACUAUGGAGAAACAGCAUUUUUUGAAGAAAUUUUAUCCAAAGACGGCCAGCCAUUCCCUCCAGGCAAACAGCAGUACGAGUGGAUUGCAUCUGUGCGCCCGCGGUAUGGCAGAAUUGUGAUAUUCCGCGGUAUCAUCCCUCAUUCUGCUAGGCCACCAAGCCCUGGCUUCAGUGGAGCGCGAUAUACUUUUGCAUGCAAGGUGAGUGAAGAUUAAGUAAUAUUUAAAGGGGCUCUAUCACGACUGUCAAAUCUGUUUUGUUAAUAAUGCCAAUUACGCGUCUUUGUUCGAUAUGGAACUUAAGGAAUUACUUGUGAAUGACAAAACCACAGGUUCGAGUCGAAUGUUCGCAAGCAUUAUGUCAGAUCAUAUCAAACGUUACAAUCAAUGAAAAUGAACUUUGAAAGACUGUUUACCAAGAUAGUUUUCAAAAACCAACAAUUGCAAUCCGUAUUAAUCUUCUUCAAGUUUAUCCAUCCGUGUCUUUUUUUGUAUUGCUGUGUUAUUUAUAACUUCUUUUAAUGUUUUGUUUCGGUCAAUUUAGUGGCAGUUGCCAACGUGACACAGCUUCUUUUUGCACGGGUCAAUUUUUCUUGAAACUUGUUUUGUGAUUUUAUUCUGCGAGCAGAGGUUUCUUUCCAGCAUGGCUUUUUAGCGUUUACUAAUUCGUUCGUGACUGACUUCCUAAACGCUGAACUGAGCCAUUCAAAAAAGAAACCUCUGCUCGGAUGGUAGUUGCUCGAGACAUUUAGUGUAACCCCCCGCCCCACCUCCCCCUUGCAGUUUUUCUUGCAAGGAGUGAACUAUUUGUUGCAGCGUUGUAAACGGAUGGAUUGUGAAAAGUAGGGCUUCAUUUUUCCUACUUUGCUCGUCACAAAAGUGAUUCAAGACGUGUUCUACCCAACAUGAAAUUAGGCCUUCAUUUUUUUGGCAUUAAGGCAAUCAAAUUCUGUAAAUUGAUAGCCGAAUUGGCGACUAGAAUUCUUCAUCACACCCUAGUUAAAAAAGAAGAUCAAUCUGAAGGAAAAAUGGGCGCCUAAAGCUCGUUGUUUGUGCCAGAAAAUCGUCACAUAAUGAUUUCUAGUGACAAUAAAAAUUAUCUUACGUCUCUGUCACGGUCAACGACUUCUCGGCUAAAUUUGUCAUUAAACAUGCAGAUCUCCCGUACUUAUCGGCUUGCAAUUUCCAAGGCCUUACGUGAAACUCUGGAAUAUCUGAGUAGCGACAAUGAAGAAAAUGUCGACGAUCCAGUUGUUUACGAGUUGAUGGAAGAAAUGUCAGAUGACGAAGAGAUCGGCCCCGGCCGACCCACUGAGUAUAUUGAGGAACAACUGGAAAAAUAUCGGCAGAAAAAGAAAGAAUUUUACGAAGAAACCAAGAAGAUGACCAUUGAGCAGCUCAUUAAUCCUCAAGGACAAGUUAAGGAUGAGCUUUAACAUCUGCCCGAGAGAAACCUAGGUUUCUUGUGUAAGGUGUUUGUUACGCUUACUGGUCGUUUCGACACAAAGUUGUUUGAUACAAGUCCUUUCGAUACAAGUAGAUUCAGUCUAGGUAUAAAUAGUUUUGUGUAGUUUGUUUAUAGACCGAGAGAUAUUCACGCCAUAUGUUUUUUUGUUCUUGCGCUAACUAUACUUUAUCGAAAUUGUUGUGCAGUUUCACUGCUUAAGUUUGUAUCGAAACGACUUUGUUUUGAACGACUUAGAGUCACAGCUCACAUUCAACAAAUCAUCAGAGCACGGAUCAGAGGGUUAACUCCAAAAUUAAGAGGACAAGAAAUGUCUUCUAGCCGUAAUCACUAUCCAAAACUGGGAGAACUGUUUGGUUUAUUGUCGUUAUUCACCUGUCGAUGAAACAAUGAUCUGUACUCUUACCCUGUGAAAUGUGAGCUGCAACAGAGACUUCCCACCCCUUCCCAGCUUGCAGCGCUGGCUCCUUUAAAGUCCAGUAUAAUCCAUGAAAAUGAUAUUCCCCACCCUCUCCCCCCUCAACAGUUUUAGACCAUUUUCGUAUACUUCUUUACCCUGAAAACAACAUUGCGGGUAAAGAUGGGGGAAGAGAUAGGAAUUAUUGGAUGAAUAAAGAUUCCUGGGAAACGGACCACCUACCCCCGCCUAAGCCAAUAUUGUGCCCUAAGUGAGAAGUAAGUGUCAGUGUGGGCUUAGGGGAGGGGUAGGUGGUCACUUUCUCCGAAACCUAAACGAUAAAUAGCUUUCCAAUCCUGGACAGUAAUAAUGCUUACAAACCGCAGAUAUUAACAUACAAUGACGCUAUACGUGCGGUGACUUAUUAAAUUAUUUUUAUCACACAAAUAAAAAGUGUAUUUAAAUCUAUUGGAUGUAAAAUUAAGUUAUAUAGAGAGUGUAAUGCCAAAGGGAAUUAAAUAAAAUAAAAAGUGUACAGUCGAAUCCCGGUAACUCGGACCCUCUAUAACUCGAACCUCCCGCUAACUCGAAGCAAUUUACAUUUCCCUUCAGAUCGUUUUCUAUGUAAUUUUACCCUCGAUAACUCGAACUGCCGAUAACUCGAACUUUUUUCUAUUUCCCUUGAAGGUUCGAAUUAUCGGGAGUCGACUGUAUUUAAAUCAAUUGGAUGUAAAUUUAAGUUAUAUAGAGAGUGUAAUGCCAAAGAUUGACCCGUCAAGUUCUAGUCCUGCAGCAUUCUAAUGGCUCAGCAGGUUGUUGUACGGGAUCACCGAAUUUCUACCAAGAUCAGUUUUCGUGGUGUUGAGUUUUGUGGUGGAGGAACCGAUUAAACAAGCAAGUAUAUGGUCUUGGUCUUGGUUUUAUUUCUCUUUAUCAGAGUAGUGGUCCACACGAGGCAACAUUUAACCAGUUUAAAAAAUACUAUUUACAACUUUUUAUGAUGCCCCAUUUUUAAAGACAC